This is a messenger RNA of Plodia interpunctella (Indianmeal moth), 1171 nucleotides long. It is a transcript of the gene mRpL39, whose product is annotated as mitochondrial ribosomal protein L39. The record is from RefSeq and is a predicted model, not a curated record. Gene Ontology annotation, cellular component: mitochondrion. NCBI's taxonomy places the organism in Eukaryota, Metazoa, Arthropoda, Insecta, Lepidoptera, Pyralidae. Gene Ontology annotation, molecular function: nucleotide binding; RNA binding. The coding region runs from base 89 to 1102 and encodes 337 amino acids. The transcript is spliced from 8 exons.
AUUUUUAGUUUCCCGAAUAACCUCAAAAUUCAAGCUCUUUCGGUCGCUUAUUUUUCGUUAAAAAUAAAUUAAAUUGGCAUUUUUCAGAAUGAGGCAGCACAUUACUAUAUUAUCAAGACUGGCGUACCAAAAAAAUAGUGCCAAAUCUUUGCAACUUACAAGAUUUCUAAGCACCCAGGAGGCUAUUGACCGACGAAAUCACCUUUUUACAUUGGAGAAGAAGCGUCAGCAUGAGAAUGUUGGGAGAAUUGAAAAAAUAGAAGUUAAUUAUAAAGGCAUUCCCAAUGAUUGUGUAUUGGUUAUGAAUAAGGACAUUUCUACACCUUACGAUUGUGCUAGACAUCUAAGCGAGUGGCAUACAGACACAAGUGCGCUAGCUCUGUUGAACGGUUCAGUAUACUGGGAUAUGCACAGACCAUUGACUGAAAACUGCACUUUAGAGUUACAAACCUUCGAAGUUAAAGAGCCACAAGCAGUGAACAAGGCGUUCUGGCGGACUUGUUCCCUCCUACUCGGCGCGUGCGCAACUAACGCCUUCAGAGACAACGUUGAAGUGCGGCUACACAGCUUCCCUGGACCUGACAUCCGCAGCGGUUCAUUUGUCUACGAUAUCGACCUGCCAACGUUACCGGACUGGACACCGACAGAACAGGAGAUGUUCACUCUAAGCGCUGAGUUUGUAAAGUUUGUUAGACAGAAUCUAGCCAUAGAGCGGCUGGAGGUGAACCAGGAGCUAGCCCAGGAGAUGUUUGUGGAAAACCAGCAUAAAACCCAGCAGAUACCCAGUAUCGCCAGGGACAAUGGUAAAGUAACGCUAUACAGAGUUGGUAAACACGUGGAUAUAUCCAAAGGCCCUAUGAUCAGUAACACCGCGCAAGUUGGAAGGGUGGCCGUCACAGCUGUGCACAAACUUACAGCCCCCGAGGGCAGCAGGGUGAAGCAACUAUACCGGUUCCAAGGCAUAGCGCUGCCCAAUGGAGUCGUUCUCAAUCACUUCGCGUUCUCCAUACUCACUGAGAGGGCUAAGAAGUUGAAUUCAAAAUGGACUCCAUUCAACAUCGACAGAGACGACACGAGGGAAAGUGCAGCUGUCACUGCCUAGAUUAUGUAGUUUGUAUGUUAGUUGGUUUUGUAUAUAAGUUAUUAUAUUAAAAGAUUAAGAUUUUACGUC